This is a messenger RNA of Carica papaya (papaya), 1557 nucleotides long. Lineage: Eukaryota; Viridiplantae; Streptophyta; Magnoliopsida; Brassicales; Caricaceae. The record is from RefSeq and is a predicted model, not a curated record.
CGGAGAGAUCCCAAAGACGAUCCAUUUAUUUCCCCCUCCCAUUUCUAGUUCAUCUUUUUUAAUCAUGCAGUUCAGUCUUCAUCUUCUUUGUUUGUGAUUGUAAUUGAAAUCCAAAGCGUGUUUACAACAUAGAGACGACAGUACCUACCCGAAUCGAAAACCCUAGCUUCCUUCCCGCUUCGUUUUGCAGUUUAAUUAAGCAAAACAGGCAGAUUCCGAUUUUGAACCUUGAGCCGUAGCCCUAGUUUUUGCUCAUGGCGUCGAGAAAGAAACAAGCAGAAGGUAUUGCCUUGCUCUCCAUGUAUAAUGACGAAGAUGACGAGGAGAUGGAAGACAUCGAGGAAGAAGAAAAAGAUGAUGAGUACAGAGAAGUAAGUAACGUGGAGGAAGGAGGAGAAGACGAUUCGAGAAACAAAGUUGGGGUUUCUUCUGACUUUGGACUUGAAAACACGCCACAAGGUCUCAGUCAGAAUUCCACGCCAGCAGAGGGUAAGUUUAGUCACUUAACGCCGCAACAGGUGCAGGUUUUAUUUUCAUCGUCGCCACAGCAACAGCAGCGAGUAGCUUUGGCGGAUACGAGGAGAAGUGGGAAAGAGAGGCUAACCAUUGUGGACUACGGCCAUGAUGAGGUCGCUAUGUCCCCUGAGCCUGAGCCUGUCAAAACUGAUGCUACAAAUCACAUUAUUAUUGAGUCAGAGGCUGCAGAAGUUGAGAAUGCUUGUAACGUUUGUGGAGAAAAUGUUGAUCCUUUGGAUCUGUUUCUUCCCCCGCCACCAAAAGAAAAGUGCACAGAGGAUCUGCAAAGGAAAAUAGACAAGUUUCUUGCUUUGAAGAAAAUUGGAAAAAGUUUCAAUGCAGAAGUGCGCAAUAGGAAGGAUUAUCGGAACCCUGACUUCUUGCUGCAUGCAGUGAGAUACCAAGAUAUUGACCAGAUUGGGUCUUGCUUCAGUAAAGAUGUAUUUGACCCCCAUGGAUAUGACAAAAGCGACUACUAUGAUGAAAUAGAGGUUGACAUGAAGCGCGAAAGGGAAAGAAAGGAGCAAGAAAAUAAGAAAAACCAGAAGGUUGAAUUUCAUUCUGGGGGAACUCAACCUGGAAUAGUUACUUCGGCACCGAAGCCAAACAUUCCUAUCCCUGGUGUUCCAGCUUUAGUGGCUGGUGGCUUGCCUUCUGCAACUGAUGCUGGUGUACGUGACGGUAGACCAAACAAAAAAACAAAGUGGGAUAAGGUGGAUGGCGAUAGAAGGAAUCCUCUGCCCUCUGGGGGCCAGGAUUCUCUGUCCGCUGUUGGUGCUCAUGCAGCACUUCUAUCAGCUGCUAAUGCUGGUGCUGGAUACACAGCUUUUGCGCAACAAAGGAGGCGAGAAGCAGAAGAAAAGAGAUGUGGUGAAAGGAAGUUGUAGGAGAAGUUCAGGAGCCAUUAAUUCUUCCACACGGCCUACUAGUGGAAGAGAAAAAUAUACAUUUGUUUCACUUGUGACGAUAAGUUAUACCUGUAGCUUUCUUACUUUUUUCAUACUUAAAAAUAAUGAUAUAAAUGUUUCUCUCUCAUGUCUA